CUUCUUCCUUUUCUUCUUCACCUUCCAUUUUUCUUCUACCCCAUCUUCAAAUUCACUCCCUUCGUCGUCUUCUUCUUAUUUACCAACUGGGUUCCUGACAAACACUUCGAUUUCGACCUCAUUCUGCUUCCUUCUCCCACAGGAGUUCGUUUGUUUGAUUGUGAUGCUGUUUGCGAGCUAAUUGCUAGAUGCCGUCGAUGUGGAGGCAUUGUGUUUGCGUUUUUCUGCUGUUGUGUUGUCGCUCCAUGCUUCUUGCCGGUGCUGCUACCACAGAGCCAUCUGAUGUUAAAGCAUUGAUAGCAGUGAAGAGGAGUCUAAUUGAUCCUAUGGACCGGCUUAACAGUUGGAGUAAUGGAGAUCCUUGCACAGAUAAUUGGAUUGGAGUUGUAUGCACCUAUUCUGAUGGAGCUGUCGGGAACUUACGUGUCAAAGAACUCCAGCUAAUGUAUAUGAACCUAUCUGGAAAUUUAGCCCCUGAGAUCAGCCAAUUGUCCAAGCUUGAGAAGUUAGAUUUCAUGUGGAAUAACCUAACUGGUUCAAUUCCAAAGGAGAUUGGCAGUAUUAUGUCACUGAAACUUUUACUCCUAAAUGGAAAUAAACUAUCUGGUUCUCUUCCAGAUGAGCUUGGUAAUCUUACAAAUCUUAUCCGGUUUCAAAUAGACGAGAAUCAAAUUUCAGGACCUAUCCCAAAAUCAUAUGCUAACUUGAUGCCUGUGAAGCACCUCCACUUCAAUAACAACACACUAAGUGGUGAAAUUCCGUCUGAGCUUUCCAGAUUAUCCAAGCUGCUUCACUUGCUUUUGGAUAACAAUAACUUCUCAGGUUCUUUGCCACCAGAAAUUUCGACCUUGCCAGUGCUACGCAUUCUGCAACUUGAUAACAACAAUUUCAAAGGUGAAAUUCCAGCAUCUUAUGAAAAAUUUCCUACAUUAGUGAAAUUAAGUCUGAGGAAUUGCGGGUUGGAGGGACCAAUCCCUAAUUUUAGCAAGAUAGAAAACCUCAGUUACUUAGAUCUUAGCUGGAACCAUUUUACUGGACCCAUACCGCCUUAUAACCUCGCUUCUAGGAUGACAACAAUAAUUUUGUCGAACAACCAGCUGAAUGGAUCUAUACCCAGAAGUUUCUCCAAUCUUCCUGUCCUCCAGAAACUGUCACUUGAGAAUAACUUUCUGAAUGGUUCUGUACCGUCUGCUCUGUGGGAGAAAAUGUCCUUUGAAUCAAGUGCUCGACUUACACUCGAUCUUCGAAACAAUUUGUUCUCUGACAUUUCUGGAAGCACAAACACUCCUGCUAAUGUGACCCUAAGGCUUGGAGGAAAUCCAAUCUGCCAAAAUUUGAGCAGACAAAACUCUGACCAGUUCUGUAUGUCAAAAAUUGUAGAGGAUGGGCUUCAUAGAAGCUCAAAGAAUUCCAGUGAAACAUGUGCAGUUAGCAGUUGUCCAACGGACAGUUUCUUUGAAUUAGUGCCAGACACUCCUGACCCAUGCUUUUGUGCAUCACCCCUUGGGAUUGGAUAUAGGCUGAAGAGUCCAAGUUUUUCCUACUUUCCUCCAUACAUACAUUUAUUUGAAGCGUAUCUGACAAAGGAACUCAAUUUGGAUAUGCACCAAUUGUUAAUCGAUUCAUACGAUUGGGAAGGAGCUCGCCUGAGGAUGUAUCUGAAGAUUUUUCCAUCAUUUGAUAGUGGCACUCAUAAAUUGGAUAUUACGGAGAUAUUUCUAAUUACAGAACAAUUUAUGUCAUGGAAUUUUACCCGUAAUGACUUCUUUGGCCCAUACGAGCUUCUCAACUUCACACUCCCUGAACGUUUUCAGACUGUCAUUUUCCAGACAGAGAAGAUGGGCAUUGGUACGGGCAUCAUGGCUGCCAUCAUUGUUGGAUCUGUUUUUUGUAUUCUUGUUAUCGUAGCAGUGGCCGUACUUCUAUUCACUAGGCGUUAUAGAUACCGUCACAAUUUGUCAAGGAAAAAUCUCUCUUCAACGAUUGGUCUGAAAAUUGAUGGUGUCAAAGCAUUUUCAUUCAAGGAAAUGCAAUCGGCUACUGGAAAUUUCAACCGCUCAACUGAAGUUGGCCGAGGAGGUUAUGGCAAGGUCUAUAAAGGCACACUAUCAGAUAAUUCAGUUGUAGCCAUCAAGCGUGCAGAAGAAGGAUCCUUACAAGGCCAAAAAGAAUUUUUGACGGAGAUAAAACUCUUAUCACGAGUACAUCACCGAAACUUAGUAUCCCUAAUCGGAUAUUGUGAUGAAGAAGGGGAACAAAUGCUGGUUUACGAGUUUAUGCCAAAUGGAACUUUGCGGGACUGGCUUUCUAGUUUUGAAUUUUCUGACAAAAGUAAAACUACAGUAAAUCUGAAUUUCCGUAUGAGAUUACAAAUUGCACUGGGUUCAGCUAAAGGUAUACUGUAUCUCCAUACUGAAGCAAAUCCUCCUAUAUUUCACCGAGACAUCAAAGCUAGAAACAUACUACUCGAUGCCAAGCUCACGGCUAAAGUGGCUGAUUUUGGAUUGUCACGUCUUGCUCCUGAUCUGGAUUACGAGGGGGACGUUCCUGGACAUGUAUCUACUGUUGUGAAGGGUACCCCUGGUUAUCUUGAUCCAGAGUACUUCUUAACCCAUAAAAUGACAGAUAAAAGUGAUGUCUAUAGCUUAGGAGUUGUGUUCUUGGAGCUCUUGACGGGUAUGCACCCUAUUUCGCACGGCAAAAACAUCGUACGUGAGGUAAAAUUGGCACAUCAAAUGGGGACAAUUCUUUCAAUUGUAGACACAACGUUAGGUUCUUUUGCAUCUGAGUGUCUAGAGAGGUUUGUUGCUUUAGCCCUUAGUUGUUGCCAUGACAAUCCAGAAGAGCGGCCGUCAAUGCUGGUUGUGGUGAGGGAGCUGGAGAACAUACUGAACAUGAUGCCUAACGAUAGCGGUACCUUGUCUUCCGACUUGUCCUUGAGAUCAAGUGCCAGACUUCCAUCCUCACCGACAUCAACUUCCUGCAUCACCCGAGACCAGUUUCCAUCAGGAAGCAUUUCUGGGAGCGAUCUCAUCAGUGAUGUCAUGCCAACCAUCAGACCUCGCUGACAUCUGGUUCGGCUUCUGCUUGAUGCUUGUAAUGUGUUCUUACAAAUCCUGAUAUGUUUAGCCAAUGUUUCUGAUAAAAAGUAGGAUUGAUAGAUGAGAGGCCUCUUCAAACCAUGAAGAGUUCUGAGUUCAACUCAGUCUAUAUGUAUAUUUAUAUAUUAAAAAAAGCACGAAAAGGGAGAAAUUCGCAUUUUAAAUUGACUUGUGUUGUACAGAUGGCGA
Benincasa hispida (wax gourd) is the source of this 3290-nucleotide messenger RNA. Its product is annotated as Leucine-rich repeat protein kinase family protein. Lineage: Eukaryota; Viridiplantae; Streptophyta; Magnoliopsida; Cucurbitales; Cucurbitaceae. Gene Ontology annotation, biological process: protein phosphorylation. Gene Ontology annotation, molecular function: ATP binding; protein binding; protein kinase activity. The record is from RefSeq and is a predicted model, not a curated record.